GAGAAUAUUUUCGGCCAAACGCAAUACCAGAAAUAUAUUCGCAAAAGGCAAAGGCUCGUCAGAUUUAGAUUGCGUCCAUGGAAUACGUUUUAUGAGCACUUGUUACGUUAUUAUAGGGCACCGAUAUCUUAUGAUGAUGUUUUUUCCCGUAAUCAACAGCCUUCACAUCAUGGAGUGGAUUUUGUUUGUAAGAAGUACAGCAAUAACGGGAGGCACUCUCUGCGUCGACAGCUUUUUUAUGAUAAGCGGUAUGUUAGUGAGCUUGGGAUUUUUCGAGGAAACGUCAAAGAGAAAAAUGAACUGGUUCAUGUUUUACUUCCAUCGCUACAUGAGAAUCACGCCUCCUCUUGCUCUUGUAGUUUUAUGGUAUUGUACGUUGAUGCAACAUUUUGGUUCGGGACCUCUCUGGAACGACAUGCUGGAAGUGAUCCAGAAACCUUGCCAGGAUUAUUGGUGGGCCACAAUAAUGCAUAUUCAAAAUUAUGUGCAUCCUUAUCCUUUGUGUUUGACUCAAGCUUGGUACCUCACCUGCGACAUGCAAUACUAUUUCUUAUCACCCAUCAUCCUGGUACCACUAAUAAAAAAUACCACGCUUGGUUAUGCAAAUUUGAUUUUAAUGUAUUGCAUUAGCGUAUUUGUUAAUUUCUAUUUCGCUUGGAUUAAUAAGUACAAUGGCGGAGUCCCUGUAACGAAUCAGCUGUUUUCUACAAAAUACUUCCAGCACCAUUAUAUAGCACCUCAUACAAGAGCCUCUACUUACAUAAUUGGUUUAGGUUUUGGACUUGUAGUCUUUAAACAGAAAACAAGCAGGAUAAAAAUCGGAAAUGCUUUAGCUAUAGCUGGAUGGUUAAUUUGCAUAGCUACAAUGCUAGCUUCACUAGUUGGUUGUUUGGUUUUCUUUUGGGAAGAUCACGAUUAUAAUAGAAUCGAAUCGACAAUAUUUAUAGCUAUAUCAAGAUCGACUUGGACUUUGGGUAUCGUUUGGAUGGUAUGGGCUUGCAUAAAUGGAUAUGGAGGGCCAAUAAAUUGGGUGCUAUCCCUGCACGUAUUUAGAGUUUUGGGCAAAAUUAGCUACGGAAUGUACUUAUUGCACAUGGGAAUGCAAUACAUGAUAAGCGGUGCUGCCAAAAUGCCUGGAUAUUUUUCAGAUUUUGGUUCUGUGGCAGCUGCUUUGAGCGAUCUUGUCAUUAUGGUGAUUGCUGGAUAUAUUUUUACUAUUUUGUUUGAAGCUCCUUUGGUCCAAAGCUUAUCAUUUUUGGCUAAAAGAGGGAAAAUUCGUAAGCCUACAGUUAAAGAUGCUGUGGUUAAAGUGCAACCUUUGGAAAAAUUUUAGUGCUUUUUACAGUCGCCAAACUAUCGAGAA
Molecule: messenger RNA, 1363 nt
Organism: Ceutorhynchus assimilis (cabbage seed weevil)
Lineage: Eukaryota; Metazoa; Arthropoda; Insecta; Coleoptera; Curculionidae
Source: the annotation of a GenBank genome assembly